GCCGAUUCUCAUAUGUGGGCGAAGGUGCCACGCUCGCGGACUCCUGCAAUAAUUCCGCGCUCCAAUCGUGACCUGCGUCCUUUAAGAGCUUGACGGCGACGGUUUCGGCAUUUCUCCAAAAAGUCUUGCUGCUUGCUGAAUCUUUAUAAGUCUGUCUGUUCAAAUAUGUCCAGCGACGAGAGCGAUGGCGAUUAUCAGGAACCGCAACAAGAAGAACCCGAAGAACAGGAAGAGGAAGAACAGGCAAACAGUGGUUCUGGCUCAGAGCACGAAUCGGGAAGUGAAGAGGAAUCCACGAAAAAGAAAAGUAGGAAGAGAAAGAUAAACUCGGAUAGUGAAGAAGAGGAAGAGGAGGAGUCCGCUGAUGAAAAUGACAGUGAAAACGAAGAUGAUUCGGAUGGCUCGCAUAAGAAGUCGAAAAAGAAGAAGAAGAAGCGGAAGGAUCGAAGACCACGCGGUUCGGAUUUCAUCUUGCAAGAUGUCGAAGUAGAGGAAUCUGAUCAAGACGAGGAUGAGUGGGAUGAGGAUGAAGAUCGUGCAUUGGAGCCCAACGAAAAAGAAGAGGCCGAAAAAUACAUGAAACAACUUGAUGCGGAGAGAAGGCGGAACGAACGAAACAAAUUCGCAAACAUGAACGAAGACGAAAUUGGUCGUUAUUUCGAGAACAAAUACAAAACACAACCCAUCAGGGAUCUUAUGGACGAUGAUUCUGCUUUGGAUGAUAUCUCACAACAUGGGCUUCUUCCAUCAACUAAGGAUCCCAAUCUGUGGAUUGUGAAGUGCCGAAUGGGUGAAGAAAAACUUGUUGCCUUGCAGCUGAUGAGAAAGUUCUUAGCGUUUGAGAAUUCUAAUGAGCCACUGCAAAUAAAAUCCGUUGUGGUCAAAGAAGGACUGAAAGGAAUCAUUUACAUUGAAGCCUUCAAGCAGUCCCAUGUGGCUAAUGCUAUCAAUGGUGUAUCAGCGCUUAAUCAGUUCAAUGUUACGAUGGUACCAAUUAAAGAAAUGGUUGACACUCUCAGAGUCGUUAAAGAUAUUCCACAGCUGAAAGUGAACUCUUAUGUUCGACUCAAGCGAACCAUGUAUAAAGAUGAUCUCGCCCAGGUCGACUGGGUAGAUGUUGCUCAAAGCAAGGUGAAUCUGCGAAUCGUCCCGCGUAUUGAUUAUACUCGCAUGCGUGGUGCUCUAAGAACGGACGCUGAUCGAAAUCACAAAGUAAAGCGUCGUCCAAUGCCAAGGCUUUUCGACUUGGAUCGAAUCAAAGAAAUUGGUGGCGAAGUCACGAAUGAUGGCGACUUUGUCAUUUUCGAAGGAAACAGCUACCGUCGCGGUUUUCUGUACAAGUCAUUCCCUAUGAGUGCGAUCGUUGCUGAAGGUGUGAAACCAACUCUGGCAGAACUGGAACGUUUCCAAGAUACGAGCGAGGAUUUGAAGAAAGAGUUGGAAUCCACUACUAUCAAAGACAACACACAUUUCUUCGCACCUGGUGACAAUGUGGAAGUUACCGAAGGUGAACUUGUAAAUCUUCGUGGUAAAGUCGUGAGCGUAGAUGGACCGAAAGUCGUGAUGAUGCCGGAUCAUGAAGAGUUGAAGGAACCGUUAACACUGAACAUAAACGAGUUACGCAAAUACUUCCGUCCCGGAGACCAUGUAAAAAUGAUUUCGGGACGCUAUGAAGGCGAUACUGGUCUUAUUGUACGAGUAGAACAUAACCUUGUCGUUGUUCUCAGUGAUUUGAGCAUGGACGAGAUGAAAGCUCGUCCACGUGACGUACAACUUUGUGCCGAUAUCACCACUGGUGUUGACUCGCUUGGACAAUUCCAGUUCCAUGAUUUAGUCCAAUUAGAUCAACAGAAUGUCGGCGUCAUUGUUCGGCUAGAAAAAGAGACGAUGGAAGUGCUCAACCAGCAUGGAAAGGUAAUUCGAGUGAAGCCUCAAGCCAUACAGGGCAAGAAAGACACUCGACAUUCCCAAGCGCUUGAUAGUCAACAGAAUCCUAUCCAGUGCAAAGAUAUGGUGAAGAUCAUAGAUGGGCCGUUUGCCGCUAAAAAGAAUGAAGAAGAAAAGCAGGGUGAAAUCAAACAUGUCUAUCGUUCCUGGGUUUUUGUAUUUUCAAGAAAACACAUGGAAAAUGGUGGGAUGCUUGUGUGUAAAGCCCGUCAUCUCCUUUUGAUUGGUGCCCGUGCUGGGUCUACUCGAAACGAGCUACCCACAAUGAAUCGCCUUGCUAUGUCCAGUCCAAACCCUUUCCAAUCACCGCGGCACAAUGGAAGUGCCACACCGGCACAUUCAAGCUCGCAGAGUGUUAGUGGAUAUAGUGUUGGAGGCAAAACUCCGAACCACGUUGCUGGAUUUGGCGGAGGUAUGGGCGGGGGACCGAAUAAGAUCAGGCGAGAUAACGCUAUAAUUGGAAAGAGCGUACGCAUCACACAGGGACCUCUCAAGGGAUAUUUCGGCAUUGUUAAAGAUGCCACAGAGCAGACGGUGCGAGUGGAGCUACAUACUCAGUGCAAGACUAUUUCUGUGGAUAGAUCACGGAUAGCGUGUGUUGGGGAUGGUACACCUGGUGGAUCUGUUUCUGCUAUGUCCCAAUACGCCAAAACUCCAUACCAGGGAGACGAUGGACGUACACCUAUGUAUGCUGGAAGCAAAACACCCAUGUAUGGCUCAGGUGCGAAGACGCCGAUGUAUGGCGCGGAUGAAGGAGGCAGAACUCCAUUUGGUUCGCAUACGCCUGCUUAUGACAGUUCUCGAACACCGGCUUAUGAUGGCGGACGAACACCUGCGUAUGAUUCCGGAAGAACGCCAGCUUACGAUGGAGGGCGCACUCCUGCUUAUGAUGGUGGUCGAACACCGGUCUAUGACAGCGGUCGAACUCCCUCGUACGAUUCUGGCAAAACUCCUGCGUACGAUGGCGGCAGGACUCCUUCAUAUGAAAGUGGUAGAACUCCUGCGUAUGACAGCGGUAGGACACCUGCAUACGAAGGUGGACGAACGCCAUCCUAUGAGGAACCUGCUGCUGCAUCUACCGCACGCAGGGAUAGCAGCGAUGAUGAGGAUCAUGAGCCGCAAUAUGAAGCCCCUGCUUCGCCAUCCUACAGUGUGCCAACACCAGGAGCAAAUCUCAACCCGCAGACACCUGGUUUUGCUCCAGAAACACCAAUGGGUAACUACAAUCCAAUGACUCCUGGUGGAAUGUACGACUAUUCCGCACCCUCUCCUUAUGUGCGUAAUACAUACGAAUCCUAUGGUGGACAGAAAAUACCUGCCCACUUCCUGGAAGGCGGUGAAUGGGUAAUGGAAGAUUUGUUUGUGACUAUCAAGAGUAAUCACGAUGAGGAUCGCUUCCAAGAUCGUGAGGCUAUCGUUACGAGUGUACAGGACGGUCGUUGUCAAGUUUAUAUUCCUGAUCUAAAGUGCUCGGCUACCGCUGAUUUCGAUCAAAUCGAACCGCUAAAGCCGCAGGAGGGUGACUACACUCGUGUAAUCUAUGGAGACGAAAUGGGUGUGAUGGGUCAGCUUAUAUCUGUUGAUGAAGCUGAUUGUGUAAUCAAAGUUGGUGCGGAUGACAUGCGUUUGAGUCCUCUUGAGUUCUGCUGCAAGUUCAGUAAACGAUAAGAGAAAAACAUACUGAUUGUGAAGUUUUGUCGGGUGUUGGUUAGUUUGUAUAACCUUUAGAAUUAUCUUACAUAAAAUCUAAAAUAAUCUUUCUUACUGAAGAUCCGCUUGCUUAUUUAUUGAUUAGUUGCUGUAGUUUUCUAUCUAAUCAACUAUGUUUAGUUUGGGCUUUUAGGCCCUCUGAUGUAUAUUGUAAUGAAUCUACACUGUUGAAAUGAAUAAAGGAAUGUUUUAUUGCAGAGAACGUCGUUCUAGAAAAUUUUGCUUUUCAUUUUUGAUGCUAUCCUUGCAACAUUUUCGAAC
This is a messenger RNA of Cylicocyclus nassatus, 3918 nucleotides long. NCBI's taxonomy places the organism in Eukaryota, Metazoa, Nematoda, Chromadorea, Rhabditida, Strongylidae. The record is from the annotation of a GenBank genome assembly.